This is a messenger RNA of Xenopus tropicalis (tropical clawed frog), 2185 nucleotides long. It is a transcript of the gene rad51ap1, whose product is annotated as RAD51 associated protein 1. Gene Ontology annotation, cellular component: nucleosome. Gene Ontology annotation, biological process: nucleosome assembly. The record is from RefSeq and is a predicted model, not a curated record. The coding region runs from base 187 to 1152 and encodes 321 amino acids. The transcript is spliced from 9 exons. NCBI's taxonomy places the organism in Eukaryota, Metazoa, Chordata, Amphibia, Anura, Pipidae. Gene Ontology annotation, molecular function: structural constituent of chromatin; DNA binding.
GUGCUGCUCGCAAUGGGGAAGCCUGGGAUCGGGGAGGAGUUGCGCGGGCAAUUUCAAUUGUGCUUUGGCGGAUUUUCUUUGGUGGGCGCUAGGGUUUUCUCUAAGCACCGUGACUUUAUAUUUGUAAGUGAUUUCAGCCUGCUUGGUGUGAGCAUGUAUAUAACAUAAUAGCCCUGCUGCAGCGCAAUGGACAGACCAAUGAGGAAUAAGAAAGCUGUAGAUUAUUCACAGUUUGGGGAUUUGGAUAAUGACGAUGAGGAUUUUGCUUUCUCCUCUGCGCCUCCAAGCAAAAAGGCUCGGGUGGAGUGUAAAAAAGAGAAAAAGGAAAAGCUAGCUAAGAAGUCUAAUAAAGAAGAAAGUUUAUCACAGCAGACACCCUCAGGAAACAGGCUUUCUCUUGAUGAAAAACUUUACCAGAGAGAUUUAGAAGUGGCUCUGGCCCUUUCAGCACAGAAGACUACAGCGAUUGUGGAAAGCAGAGAGGAAAAUGGAGUAGCAACAUUCAUUGAUGAUGAGACAAGCGAGAGAGCUGACACUUUGUUCUCAAACUGCAGUGUAGACAGCAGUGCUCUGGGCCUGGAUGAAAUCACCAGUGGUAAGGAAGAUCAACUCAGGGGGCAAAAUCGUAGACAAGCUGCAUCCAAAGCCAUCUCUGAGCAGCGCAAGCUUCUGGCAGAUGACAGUGGUGAUGAUGAAGAAGAUGAGUUUAAACCUGAUGUUGCCUAUGAUGAAUCGGAGAGUGACGAGGACUACAGUGGGGAAGAUGAAGAAUUUGAAUUGAAAAACACCAAAAAAUCCAAAGCAAAGGAAAGUAAAGGCUCUAAACAAAAGGCCAAGAGCGAAAAAAAAGAGAAAAGCCUCCCUAAGCCCAAAGUUAAUGCAAAACUUAUAUCCUCUCCUGUGCCCACUAAAGCAAAAUCUCUGCCAGCAAAGAAAACACCAGCACCAUCACCAGCUCCUGUAAAGCAAGCCAUACAUCAUAGUCCUUCAGUGGGGAUGAAGAAACCUACAUGGUCACCACCAGCUCCUGUAGGAAGUGUUAAGCACUCACUGGAAGGAGUCACUGUAAAGUCUCCGAGCCAAGGUCUGCGCCUCGGACUCUCGCGGUUAGCACGCAUCAAGCCUUUGCACCCAGCUAUUGUCAAGCAUUAGUCUGGGCUCCGCAGAAUGAUGGAUGUGUCUCUGAUGCAGGAAUUUUAUAGAUAUUUAUAAAAGUGAAAUUUGAAUGUGAAUUUUACAUUCCAUAUCAUUGGAUUCCCCGUUUUCUGCACGGAAUAUAUUUAUUUCUGGGAUUCUUUCCUCUACAUCACUCCAUAGUCAGAGGAUUUUAUACACAAGGACCUUAUAAGCCGAGUCUAUAUUCUCUUCAAUUUCUUUUCAGCUGCAUGUGUAUGCUUCUUCAUGAAAAGAGACUGUUUUUUCUAUACUGUUUUUAUAAAUGUAUUUUAUAUGUCCUGUCUUCAACACUAGAAAUUGUCUUUUUCAGUUCAACCCCUGGAGGUCCAACCUUUGGUCAGGAUCCCCCCUUUAACUCUGCAAGGUUACAGACAUUAGUGCAGGGAUCCCCAACAUUUUAUACACGUGAGCCACAUUCAAAUGGAAAAAGUGUUGGGGAGCAACACAAGCAUGGGAAAAGUUUCUGGGGGUGCAAAUAAGAGCUAUAAUUGGCUAUUUGGUAGCCCCUAUGUGGACUGUUUGGCAUUAUACUUAGUUUUUAUGCAACCAAAUCUUGCCUCCUUACCAGGUAUUCAAAAAUGGGCACCUGUUUUUCAGGCCAAUGAGCAACAUCCAAUGGGUUGGUGAGCAACAUGUUGCUCACAAACCACUGGUUGGGGAUCACUGCAUUAGUGUAUUUGCCAUAGUUUUUAGAAUAUAUAGGCAGCAAAUAGGGUGAGAUUUGGAGUUAAACCCUAAGUCACUUUCAAGCUGGGCUUUUGGGUUAUAUAGGAGAGAAAAUGUCCAUUCCCCCCAGAUCUCACCCUAAGUUUGGGAACCACUGAUUUACACAAGUCGUGAUUAUAAGGCUCACAAAUUCCUCUGUUCCAACUUCCAUUUAUCUACCAUGGAACAAAAGCACACUUGGCCAUCUCCUACACCCCACACACCAUACAGAUUGUGAAAUGAUCAUUAAUAUAAUAUAUGUAUUAUAGUUAGCACAAGCUUUUAAUAAACAAUUUUAAUUAUA